CCUACCUGAGAAGAGCCUGGAUAAAUACCUCGUAUACAUCUACAAUGACUGCGGUUGAAGAUCUCAAUAAUGUCUCCAAGGCGUCUUUUCCGUACUUAGUAUACCUUAGUGGUCUUCUCCCUUUUCUGUCUACAUUCCGCGUGAGAGCCAUUACAUAGAUUUGUUUCGACGUCAUCAUCACGAUCCAAAUAAACGAGAGUACAUCGUUCAUAUAACAGUGUGUAUACCUCAGUGGAGUACAUUCAAAGUGAAAAGGCGGUGGUAUUUCCGCGCGCGAUACACAGACCGUUUGAAAAUCUACAACCAAACCAAUGCAAAAAGCAGAUAUAUAAUAUAAUUACAGUCGAAUUGCUUCAUGAGUAUUUUACAGUGGUUGUAGAUUCAGCAUUACGAACUGUGCGUAAUGAACGCCCCCAACUAAAGAGCUAUUUGCUUGCAGAUGAUCAGCGCACAAACGCGCGAGACAGAACGGUUAGCAACGGUGUGGUUUUCGUUCUGAGUUUUUCAACGUUUUAAUCAAGCUAACUUCGUUUAUUCAAAACACGGAAAAGGUUACUCUCCAUGCUUCGAACCAUCGCUUGUUAUAUCAUCUAAGUGCUAGCUAUCUCUUCGUAAACGGACGUGGGAGAGAAAAACCAGAAGGAAACUCCCCGGAUGGACAUCAUUAGUCGAGAGGGCCUAACGUGUAAACAACGCUUUCAUCGUCUUUAUCCAACGCUAAAAUAAUGUUUGGUGCCUCGAGAUCUGGGGGUGUAAGGGGAGGGCAAGACCAAUUCAACUGGGAUGACGUGAAAGGCGAUAAACACAGGGAAAACUACCUCGGUAAGUGGAGUAAAAUGGGCAUCCAUCCAUGACCUUUGUCUGUCUACUGUAGUAGCUAACGAUUCGCUUCUUUGCGAAUACAUAGCAGGGCGACUAGCCAACUGAUAAUUCGGUCCAACGUUUUUCUAGUAAGUAAUUAGCUAGCUACUUUCUAGAUGAAACUAGAUACAGUAGGUAGCUACUUAGCAAGUUAUAAGAAUCGACAAUGAAGCUAGCUAACGUUACCGUAAGAUCGCAAUACGUUGUUAGCCUGGAAACAUUUCUUCACGAGUGCCACGUUCUUACCUUUUCCCUUAGUGUAGUCAGUCCCUCAUUAACGUUGCAUUGCUUGUCAACAACUCAGAUUUUCUGCCUUGAAUGUACUUUGUACCUUGAAUGUUUUUUUUUUUACCUAGCUAGCUAUGUUGGAAUGGUGAAUUUGAGAUUAAGAUAAAACCAAGUGCACACAAUUGACUAUGCUAACCAAGGAGAGCGGCCACGCACACUCGAUUGCAGCUGGUCAGGGAAUGCAAUUAUGCUACGUAGCUAGUCUGCGUACAGAUAUGGCUUGCUAUAUGAUAUACAUGAAGGAGCCAUUAUAGUUGAAUUGACUAAUUUAAAAUAUUGUACAAUUUGAGAUUUUAUCAACAUUUAUCCAAAUUAAUACACUGGUCACGAACGAUAACUAUCAAUGAUUUUACACUGUGCAGCCAGCAGGAGAGGGGUGUAUUCAACACUGCAACGUUUGCAUCGUUGCAAACUCUUUGAUUUUAGAUAUCAACCUGGAGAAGAAUAGUUAUGGCAAUCACUUCUUUAUGUAACUUUAUUACUUAGCCAUGUCUCUGAUUUGGGCAUGCAUGCAUUUGGAGUAUAUUUACAUCCCUGCUAUUGUUUCAUCCCCAGGGAACUCUCUUAUGGCACCAGUGGGGCGAUGGCAGAAAGGCAAAGAUCUGACUUGGUAUGCCAAAGACAAAAAAGGCGGUGUUAAACCUAUGUCAAGAGAAGAGGAGCUUGCUGCUGUGAAGGCAGCAGAGCAAGAGGCACUCCUGGCUGCCCUGUAAGUGGAACAUCACACAGGAACAACUACCUUACAGAAAUAUUAGUGUAAAAUGUCAAACUAAAAUGUCUUAUUCUUUAUUUUCAGAGGUCACAAGAAUAUAAAGAGACAACCAACUGGCCUGACCAAAGAGGUGCUUUUUUGCCUUCAUAGUGUUUUUGAGACACAUUUAUAUUAUGUGCUUUUUGUUUACACAAGUCUUAGUAUUGUUUGGAUUAUAAUCAUGUCUUAAUUUUAUAGUAUCGCAACUGCAUUAGACCAGGGAAGAUAACAUUUAAUUUAGUUUCAAUAUCAUUUAUUUAGAUUUUUUUAGCAGUUGUUACAAAGUGAUUUACCGUAACUAGCCUAGAUCCCAAAAAGCAAGGAGAAGCCAUUUCUAAAUAUAUUUGAUCAUACAUCUUAAGGAUGAAUACAGGAUUGCUUUUGUAAUGCUGAUUCCAAUGUGCCCAACAGGACCUUGCAGAUGUGUGCAGGAGGGAGGAUACGGAAGCUGAGGACAGAGAUGUGGACCGAGUCUCUGGCCUUGGAAGCUCCGGGUAACUGACUCUGAACUGUUUGCAAAAGUGGUUGUUGCUCAAAUUCUGUUUUAAAGCUGGGUUGAUACUGUAGGAGACUUCUCAUCAAGAAGGGAUGAAAGGUUUUUGAGUUGUUUGUGUAUCCUCAUUUUAAUUUUUUGUCAUUUAGUAGACACUCAUCCAGAGAAACUUACAGGAGCAAUUAGGGUUAAGUGCCUUGCUCAAGGGUACAUCGGCAUAUUUUUCACCUAGUUUGCUUGUGGAUUCGAACCCACAAUCUUUUGAUUACUGGCCCAACUUUCUAACCAUUAGGCUACCUGCCGCCCUCUGGAAACCUCAGUUUAGAGAUUUUUUCCCAUGCCUUCUAAGCAUUCUCUCAGGUCUCUCUUCACUCUUGUUUAGACUUUUGUAGCAGCGUAGAUGAGUCCAUGGCAGAGUAUCCCCUUGAAAUUCAAGUGGAAAAAACAGUGCUUCCCAUAAUGGAUCGGAGUGUAGUAGUUGAGUAACUAUGAGUAUGUUUUCUGUUACCAGUGCAACGUCACGGAAAAUGGUGUUCUCCCAACAGGAGAAGGAAGCUGCCAAAAUCGGCUUGUCAGUCUUUACAGUAAGUUUAUUUUCAUGCUCUCUGGGUGUUAAUCCAUUUGUAUUAGCUACAUAUUUUUAAAACAUGAUUGAUACCACUUGGGAAUUGAUUCUGUAAUAGUCAUGUUAGAUGUUACAUGAUUAUGGUCAUAAUGGAGAGCAUUGUUUUCACAGCACCAUAAAACAGAAGGGAAGUCUGGAAACCAGGAAGCCUCUGCCAGAAAAACAUCUGAGAACACAGAGAAACAGGAUGUGGAUCAAAGGUAAUGUGUUAUUCAUCACAUAUUGUGUUGACAAACGAUUCUCUGAGGUAAAUUUCUUCCGAUUACUGGCAAAAAUAUAUAUAUAUAUAUACUCAAAAGACUUGUCCGUUAUACUUUCUCGUCAUAGACAUGAGAGCAGCAAAAAGAAGAAGGAAAAGAAGAGCAAAAAAGAGAAGAAAAAGAAGAAGAAAAGGCAGAGAAGAGACUCUUCCUCCUCCUCCGAUUCGGACGAUGACAAAAGGUUAACGUGUUGUUUGUCCCCGUUAGAUCUGCAGGUCACUUGUAUGUCAUGUUAUCUUUGCCUUUCCUUUUUUAAACUGAUAAAAUCACAAGAAAACCGAACACCAAUGUCCCAAUAACGUUACAAGGCUUAUUGGCUUUAGCACUAGAGGGUGCUAAAUCACUGUUGAAGAGCUGGUUUUUGGUUCCAUCUCAAAAGCUGAGUUUUUGCCAAACUGCUAAUGUUCCGUCAACCAUUAGACUUUGUAUGCUUGGUCGAAAUAUUGAACAGGUUGUACCCUUACUAGGGAUGUGUCAGUUAAUGUGUCCAGCUGCCUUAUUCUGUGGUAAUACAGGACUGAUUAAAAAAGGAGGCUUGGGAUGUUUAGCAACAGGAAGAGAGUCUUAUAAAUGUAAAACAAGGUGUAGGGUUGAUUUUGAACUGAGUGAAUGCAUCAUCCAGGCCAUGUCAUGCUUAUCUUGUUUGGGGGCGGGCCUUAUUUAUUAUUCUCCUAUGGAACCCAGAUAGUUAUCAUCCUUUAUAGAUGAGGCAAUGGUUUGUAUCAUAACAUUCAGUGUAUCCCUGAUUUAUCUUCCUCAGCCAGCUGUCACAUCAGCUUACUUCGACCCCCGCCUAUUAGUCCCAAUCAUUGAUUGUUUGUGUGUGUGUUUCUUUACUCCUCAGGCGCAGAAAGGACCACCAUCAUCAUAAUCCAUCAUGCCUCAGUCAGACUGGAGCCAGACACCAUGACAGCCAUUCAAGGGGGGGACCAAAGGGUGAGCGCCACCCCCCAUCCUCCCAACGACGCCAGCAGAGGCAUGACACACACUCCUCCGACAGGGGGUCCCCUGUCCCCCGUCACCGUGCCAGCUACAAGGCAGCCCAUGCUGCUCCGACACAAAGCCACAGGCGGCGCCAUGACACAGACUCUGACGACUAAUGUCCCCCCCCCCACUCAAUCAGAGACACGCCGAGGGAGAGGAGCGCUCUAGUCCACAGCAGAGCAGCUUGACUGGUCUAUGGACUGUCCUCAUGUACCUCUGGACUGGACUCAAGGGCUGUGGUUGAGAACAGUAGGUCAAUCUGUAGGCUACUCCUUAAACCACCAGCAGGCUUGUGGCCUUGUUUGAACUGACCAGUUUUUUAUUUGUGUUGAAUUUUGAAUUGUUAAAUUUGUUUCUAUUGGUAUUUUAUUUUUCUGAACCAGCACAAAUGUAUUUUAUGAUCUAAGUCUAGCUACCAAAAUUGAAGGACACUUCAUGCAAUUGAAUCAGGGACUACCGAAAGCAAGUUAAGUGCAUGUGUUCUUGGUGCUGAAAAUAAGUUAGUCAAUACAAACUAUUGGUGUCCAAGACAUUAAUUCCGGUGUCACACUUGCCCAUACCACCAGUAAAAAAAUAAAAAAUAAAUGUGCGCCAACACCUAAAUGUUAUUGAGUCUUCUCCUCUUUGGUUUGUCAGUCUCGAGUGGUGCAGUGGUCUAAGGCA
This is a messenger RNA of Coregonus sp. 'balchen', 4925 nucleotides long. The record is from the annotation of a GenBank genome assembly. NCBI's taxonomy places the organism in Eukaryota, Metazoa, Chordata, Actinopteri, Salmoniformes, Salmonidae.